UUUUCUUCUUUUUUUUUUUUUACUUUUACAAGGGGAGCUCCCCUUUCCCGACACACACGACGAACGAACGCACGACGCAUCACACGCGAAACAACCCUGAGAACCCACCCCACCCACCCGCGGAAUUGCGUGCUGAAGCCCUGAGGUCCCCACGAUGGCCUCUAACGCUCCGGUCUACGGGACCGGCGCGGAUCUCGAUGCCGCCGGUCUGAGAAAACGAACGGUCGUAGGAGGAGAUACUGUGUAUACACCGCUACCGCUGACGGAGGAGGACGACACCAAGAAGAAGAGUCCGGCAAGAGGGGGCGGUAUAGAUAUCGAGAGCAUCCUUGCGCCCAUAGUAUUCACACUCGCGGCGUUCUUCACGCGGAUGUGGAAGAUUGGCCAGUCUGAUAUCGUUACGUGGGAUGAAGCUCACUUUGGAAAGUUCGGAUCGCACUACCUGAAACGGGAAUUCUACUUCGAUGUCCACCCUCCGCUGGGAAAGAUGCUCGUCGGUCUGUCGGGAUACCUGGCUGGCUACAAUGGCUCGUUCGAGUUCAAGUCCGGAGAGAAGUACCCGCCGGAGGUCGACUACCAGUUCAUGAGGAUCUUCAAUUCUGCGUUCGGAGCGCUCUGCAUUCCGCUGGCCUACUACACCGCCAAAGAGUUCAAGCUCUCGAAGAAGGCGACUUGGCUGAUCACUCUGAUGGUGCUGUGCGAUAACUCGUAUGCUACUAUCAGUCGCUUCAUUCUUUUGGACGCCAUGCUUCUGUUCUUCACCUUCACGACCAUGCUCUGUUUCGCGCGUUUCCACAGCCUGCAGAAGAGGUCGUUCGGCUUCCAGUGGUUCAUGUGGUUGAUCCUUUCGGGAAUUUCGGUCGGCUGUGUCUGCAGUGUCAAGUGGGUUGGAUUGUUCGCGACCGCGGUCGUCGGACUGUACACCGUUGAGGACCUGUGGAACAAGUUCGGGGAUCUCAGGAUGCCAGUGCACACCUACGCAGCUCAUUGGUUCACGAGAAUCAUCGGACUCAUCGUCAUCCCAUUGCUGGUUUACAUGGCCAGCUUCAAGGCUCACUUCAUCAUUCUCGAGAACUCUGGUCCCGGUGAUGCUCAGAUGAGCUCGCUUUUCCAGGCCAACCUCAAGGGCACUGAUCUCGGAAACAGCCCGCUUGAGGUCGCCAUCGGUUCCCGUGCCACCCUCAAGAACAUGGGAUACGGUGGAGGACUUUUGCAUUCCCACGUCCAAACCUACCCUGACGGUUCCGGCCAGCAGCAGAUCACUUGCUACCACCACAAGGAUACCAACAACGACUGGUUCUUCUACCCGUCCCGCGGCGAACCCCUAUACAAUGCUUCUUCUGAUGAGCUGCGCUUCGUUGGAAACGGCGACGUCAUCCGUCUCAUCCACGCUCAGACUGGACGCAACCUUCACUCGCACGCCGUCGCUGCGCCCGUCACCAAGGCGGACAACGAGGUAUCGUGCUACGGAAACUUGACCGUUGGCGACCACAAGGACCAUUGGACUGUCGAGAUCGUCGCGGAUACUUCUAGCAAGGAUAAGAGCAAGCUUAGAACUUUGACCUCGUCGUUCAGACUCAGACACACGUCUUUGGGCUGCUACCUUCGUGCCGGAAACGUCAACCUUCCACAGUGGGGUUUCAAGCAGAUUGAGACUACCUGCGUCAAGAAGAACAACCCCCGCGACAAGUACACCCACUGGAACGUUGAGAGCCACUGGAACGACAAGCUUCCCAAGGCCGAUGUCAAGUCCUUUAAGUCGCCGUUCCUCAAGGACUUCCUGCACUUGAACGUUGCCAUGAUGACCUCCAACAAUGCCCUUGUUCCGGACCCUGACAAGCAGGACGACCUGGCUUCCCAAUGGUGGCAGUGGCCCAUCCUGCAUGUCGGUUUGCGCAUGUGCAGCUGGGAUGACAAGAUCGUCAAGUACUUCCUCCUCGGCAACCCGCUCGUUUACUGGGGCUCCACCGCCACCCUUGGAGUUUUCGGCCUGCUGGUUAUCUUCUACCUCAUCCGCUGGCAGCGUGGCUACAAGGACCUCACCCAGGCCGACAUCGACCAGUUCCACUACGCCGGUAUUUACCCGCUGUUGGGCUGGGUAUUCCACUAUGUCCCGUUCAUCGCCAUGGGCCGUGUCACCUACGUGCACCACUACUACCCGGCUCUGUACUUUGCCAUUCUCGUUUUCGGCUUCGUCUUCAACCACCUUGCCGGAAAGCUCCCCAAGAGUGGUAGCAUCGCUGCGUACCUCAUCACUUACGCGACGAUCAUUGGCCUCUUUGUUCUGUUCUCUCCCAUCACCUUCGGUAUGACUGGCCCUGCUAGUCAGUACAGCUACCUGAAGUGGUUUGACCGCUGGAGGAUCUACUAAAUCCGGAGACGGUGUUGAUCUCGGACAGAAAACGGUGUUCGGAGGGGAGAUGGGGGCUUGCAUUAGAAUUAGUGGAGUAAUAAGCUAGCUGGUGUUUGUUGAGGGAGAAAGUCGGGGACAUCUGAGAAAAAAAUAACGAAUGGAUGCUUUUGGGCAUGUAGAUGGAUGGGGGUCGGUUGCUUUCAUAUCUCGCGUGUCUGUCUUCGCUUUUACUCUCUAUUUAACUCAUCGGGUGUUCUUUUUUCUUGUAUCUUUUUCUUUUCUUCCAUAGGGAAUCAACGACGACGGAUUUAAGUUGUCGUGCCAAAGA
Messenger RNA from Tricharina praecox, 2681 nucleotides. RefSeq names its product dolichyl-phosphate-mannose-protein mannosyltransferase. Gene Ontology annotation, cellular component: membrane; endoplasmic reticulum. The record is from RefSeq and is a predicted model, not a curated record. Lineage: Eukaryota; Fungi; Ascomycota; Pezizomycetes; Pezizales; Pyronemataceae. Gene Ontology annotation, biological process: protein O-linked glycosylation via mannose. The transcript has 5 exons. Gene Ontology annotation, molecular function: dolichyl-phosphate-mannose-protein mannosyltransferase activity. The coding region runs from base 155 to 2371 and encodes 738 amino acids.